AUGGCAACAUCAUCCUCCCUCCCCGAGCUACCGCCCAAUUACCAAAAGGCCCUCGAGCUGAUCGACGAGGCCCACAGGCAAGACCCCAGGCCGUCGGCCGUCGAGGCUGUUCCUUUCGAGCUGGACUAUGCCCAGAAGAUGACGCGCUGGCUGGCUGUGCGGUGUCCGACGGCGCCUCCCGUGUUGCAGCUGGCCUGCCGCGCCCAGCACUUCAGAAGGUAA
Colletotrichum spaethianum is the source of this 222-nucleotide messenger RNA. RefSeq lists its product as uncharacterized. The transcript has a single exon. The record is from RefSeq and is a predicted model, not a curated record. Lineage: Eukaryota; Fungi; Ascomycota; Sordariomycetes; Glomerellales; Glomerellaceae. The coding region runs from base 1 to 222 and encodes 73 amino acids.